Messenger RNA from Mya arenaria, 3820 nucleotides. Its product is annotated as protein ABHD14A-like. The transcript is spliced from 8 exons. The record is from RefSeq and is a predicted model, not a curated record. NCBI's taxonomy places the organism in Eukaryota, Metazoa, Mollusca, Bivalvia, Myida, Myidae. The coding region runs from base 126 to 977 and encodes 283 amino acids.
UUGUUGUCUGCCCCUUACUUCCGUGUACACAUCAACAUCUUCGGAUUUUUCAGAAGGCAUGCAGAAAACCUAAUAAGAAUAUUUUUGAAGGAUUCUUGGACAGUAAUUUCCUAUUCUGUGUACAAAUGAUGAGUCCAUCUGGGUUGCAUGUGAACAAGCCAGUGAUAUUACUUAUUAUAGGAUUUGUUGGUGCUGUGAUAUUUUGGUUUAACUACACUCCCUCCGCUGAAGAAAAAGAUCUUAUUUCUAAAGUGGACGAAAAGGAGACUGGACAAAAAGAUAAGGUGAAGAUGGCUGCUGUAUCGAGUGUUACCAUGGAGUUGACUGAUGAAUUCUUCGAUGCUCUAAAGACAGAAAAAGAGCCAGAGGAGAAGACCUUAAAAGUUAAUGAUAGUUUAGAACUUGUAUACAGAGAGGUUGUACCUGCCUCUUCCAACUUUGACGUGCUCUUUCUUCAUGGUCAAGCAUUUGAAGCCAAGACUUGGGUUUCAGAUCCAGUGUACACAUUGCAGAUGUUAAAGAAAAUUGGAUACAAGGCAGUGGCUCUAGAUUUACCAGAAGCAAAAGGGAAGAGUAAAAAGCCUGAUGCUAUGGAAAAUGGAGAAUUUAUAAAGAAAGCUAUUGCUGCAUUGAAACUGGAUAAACCUGUAAUAAUAAGUCCUUCAAUGAGUGGUGGCUAUUCUCUGCCUUAUUUGUUCAAUGAGCCCGCCACAGUGCUAGAAAGGUCACGAGGGUUUGUUCCAGUAGCGCCUGUCUCCACAGCGGAAUAUAAGGACAAGUUCAAAGAUGCAAAGAUUCCGACUUUGAUCAUCUAUGGAGAAAAUGAUAAAGUGAUAGGCCCAGAAGCAUUGAAAAAUCUAAAGAACCUCCCAAGCAUUAAAAUGGAGGUGAAAUUGGAAGCAGCCGGACACGCUUGCUAUAUGAACAAACCGAAGGAUUUCAACAAAAAACUAGUGGAAUUUCUUAAGCAACUGUAAUAAGUCAUGGAUGGGUUAAUUUAGCUAAAGAACAUGUUAUAUAUAACAAUUUGGGACGUUUUAAUGUGUUGUAAACAUCAAAAAUAUAAAUAUCUACACUAAAGUUAUGGAAGCCAGAACUGGGUUUAAUUUUGUAAAACAACUGAAAAAAAAUCGUGUCCAUAUUGUUUGAUUUUUUUGCAUAACAACUCAAAUUAUGUAUCAACGAUUAAGACAGACUAUCAGAUAAACAGUUAGGGUAAACAAUUGAAAUAAUAAAAUUGAUAAUCAUUAUUUGUGUUUCUGCAGUCAAUUGUGUAAAACUAUGGUUCCUUUUUUAGCUUGAUUAGUGAUUGGUCAAUAUUUAACCAAUAAUUAAUGUUGACCAAUCAUAUACUGGCUAAAUAUAACCAGUGUCUUAUUUAUCCAGGUUUACACGAUUGGCUACAGAAAACUAUUGUUUAAAUUAUAUUUUAGCAUAAUAAAAUUAUGAUCGGUUCUUUCCAUUUAGUGUAUGCACAAAAACAUUUUUUUUAAAUAUAUUUAGUUGUUUAUUGUGUAUGUCGUGUAAUUUUAGCUCGUUUAUUUUUGGAAGAGUAAUGUUGAUGUAUUUUCGUCAAGUCUUGGUGUAGUCGGCGUGUUCGUCAUGUUAAAACUUUUACAUUGGCUAUACCUGAAACAAAUGUUCAUGUUGUGAAGAUAUUCAUUUGAAUUUUAUAACACAUGUUGCCAGCAACAAGAUGUACACGUAUAACAAGGGCCAUGACUCUGGCCUUAGCAAAUGACGAGUUUUGUCCCUUGCUUGUUUAAAAGAAACAAAAUACGAGCGCUAGCACUCGCUAGAUGUGAUUUUCCUGUCAAUAUACAUGAUUUUCUAAUUGAUUUCCUUCUACAGUGAAACUCCGUUGGCUCGAACUUCCAGGGACCAGGGAUAUUACCUCGAGCACCUGAACGUUCGAGCCAAACAGGAAUGCCUACCUUCAGUAUUUUGAAAUCAGUCCUUUACAUCUAGUUCGAGCCAACAAGGAAAUCGAGCCAAGCGAGUUCGAGCCAAUGGGGUUCGACUGUAGUGUCUUUCAUCAUGCGGCAAUUUAUUCUUUAUGGUAGUACAGACUUGAUCUUGGAUACUGUUCUUAUAUACAUGUAUAUCUAUAAUUGACGAAUCACCAAGAAUGAACAUUAAACGUAGAUCUAUACAGCAGUUACAGCACUUUUAAAUGUAGCAGUAAUAAUAAGAGAUGGCUUUCAUUGUUUCGACUAAAUAUAUUACUUGUUUGCUAGAACUAAUAUAUAGGCUCUCUGGUGUGGCUACUUUUUCCUGCUUUUUAUUUUUUUUAAAGACCUAUUUUCCUACUUUUUGUUGAAACCUUUUAUUAUUCCUAUGUUUUGUAUUGUUUUGAUUUAAUGAUCAGCUUUUAUCUUAGGUAUUUUUGUUAACUAGUCAUCUGAUGAGUCCUAAGCGGCGCAUAUUAAUCAAUUAACACAUAACCUACCUUAGAUUAUCUGAUUGCCUUAAGAAAAUUUUCAACUAUUUGAAACUAUAUCAAAGAUAUUUCAUCACGUCAUACAUUAAAGCUGCACUCUCACAGAUUGGACGUUUUGACUACUUUUUAUUUUUUGUCUUGGAACGAGCCAAUAUUUGCAAAAAAUCCAUGGAAACCAGUUAUAUAAGAAUGCUGACAAAAAAUUAGAUCGCAGAUUUUUUAUUGAAGUUAAAAAAUAAUGUUUUAUCCAUUUUUCUUAAACCUGGGUAACGGUUUAAGCCUUUAAACAUUUCUUUUUCGAACGGAAAUAUGCAAAUCUGCGAUCGGAUCUUUUGUCAGCAAUCUUUUAUCAUUGGUUUGCAGAUAUUUACUCAAAAAUUUGCUCUUUCCAAGUCAAAAAAAAACAAAAAAAAAACAGUAAACCUGUGAGAGUGCAGCUUUAAAAGUGUUUGUUAAUUAAGAUAGAAAGUUGUUUUUAAAUGAUCUUAAACUGAUGUACAAUCGAACCUUAUUGGCUCGAACUUCCAGGGACCAGCAAACAUACCUCGAGCCUCUUAAAAUUCGAGCCAAUCUGGAGUUUUUACCUUCAGUUUAAUACAAUUGGUCCUUUACAUCCAGUUCGAGCCAAGCGAGUUCGAGCCAACGGGGUUGGACUGUACUAAAAUCCUUAUUUUCCUAUUUUUGUCGUAUAAAAUUCCUCAUUUCUCCUAUUAUUUUAUCGUUAAAGCUCUUGUUUUAUUCAAUCCUUUCUUUGUAAAUUUAAUUGGGAGCCUGGAUCAGCCAGGUGGAUUAUAUUAUAAAUGUCUAGGCUAGGGAUUGUAUUAAAGUGACACCCUCAUUUAAAAUCAAUACAUACAGUGGGAUAAACUAACUACUUACUAAAUAAUGCAUUUAUGGAAUCUAUUAAUUACUGAUAACAAUAUUGUAACCGUGUAAUUAAUAGCUAAAAAGGCACAAAUAUUAAAUGAUUGGUGAGUGCUGAAAGUUUUACUGUGAUCUACUAUCGUCUCAUAAGGCAGAAAUAACGUGUUUUCUGCACAGUUCUUUCAAAUCAAACACAGCAUCCUUCAUAAAAAAACAUUGUUUUCGACAUUUAUUCAUCCUUUUUGGUAUAUAAAAACAAUUGUAUUAAUUGUGGUAAAUCUUAUUUGGGUUCGAAUGCAUCUUUAGUUUGCAUUUUAUUACUAUAUGUUUUUUUGGGGUAUGAUGUUUUCUAUGUUACAGUUCAAUGCCUUGUUUUGCUCGAUGGUUGUAUUACAAGUAGUAGUCAUUUGACGAAAAACAAUUUGUUUUGUGGUGAUUUGUGAUUGUUGUCAAGUAUAAAUUAUGUGUUGAACACAAAUAUUGUUGUGCACCAAUUUUAAUAAAGCAUUAACUGAA